Acanthamoeba castellanii str. Neff is the source of this 3954-nucleotide messenger RNA. RefSeq names its product calponin domain containing protein. The record is from RefSeq and is a predicted model, not a curated record. Gene Ontology annotation, molecular function: protein binding. Bases 1 to 3954 code for a protein of 1317 amino acids. The transcript is spliced from 11 exons. NCBI's taxonomy places the organism in Eukaryota, Discosea, Longamoebia, Acanthamoebidae.
AUGGCGACUGUGCGAGGCCAAGAGGCCCUACUGCUUUGUUGGGCCGAUGGUCUGGCCUUCUGCGCCCUCGUGGACAAGCACCGGCCCGGCCUUAUCGACUUCAAGGUCCUCAAAAAAGGUGAGCGGGAGAAGAAUCUGGACACGGCCUUCCGGGCGGCCACUGGCCUGGGCAUCCCCCAGCUGCUCGACGUCGAGGACAUGCUCAUCGCCACGCCCGACAAAUUCUCCGUCAUGACCUAUCUCAGUCAGUUCUAUCAUUUCUUCAACAAGCCGGGCGGCGACCAGCGGGCCGGAGCGGGCAUCGCCACCAUCACCCAGGGUGCUACGGCCGGGCAGCCUGCCGGCGCCCAACCCGCGGCCUCGUCGGGCGCCGGGGCCAUGAGGCCCGGCGAGACAGAGGCGCAGAUGCUCCAGCGCAACCUGGAGCGGAUGCAGAAGGCCAAGGAGGAGAAGGACAAGGCCGAGCUCGAGCGCAAGCGCCAGGAGCUUGAGAAGAAGAAGACCGAGCUCGAGCACAAGCGCGAGGUCAGGCGCUCGGCCAGGAUCCAGGCGGGCGCGAUCGUCCGGAAGGAAGUCGCCGCCGCGGCGCAGCCUGCCCCGGCCGCCAGCGCGCCUGCAGAGAGCUCGGAGAAGAUCACGCAUCUGACCAAGGCCGGCCAAUGGUCAAGGGUGCCAGCGGUGGCUGCCAAAUCGUCGUUCCUCAUCGAGGCCCAGGAAGCGCCCCCGCCGGGCGGCGCCGCGCCGUCGGCAGCGGUCAUCGCGAUGAUGGCGGGACCGGGAGCCGGCGGCGCGUCGGCCCCCACCGCUGGCGCCGGCCGUGGUAUGGGCGCAGCCAUGAUGGCGGCCGCCAUGGCCGGCGGAGGCGGUGCCGCGGGCCUGCGCAAGACCGUGGCGCCCAACAAGGCCCAGGGCCCUCUUCCCGCUGCUGACGCCGGCGCGGCCGCACCCUUCCUUCGCAAGCAAGAGACCAAGGAGGCCCUCGAGCGCAACCGCAACAAAUUGCUCGAGAUUCAGGAAAAGAAGAAGGAGCAGGAGGAGCGCGAGCGGCGGAUCCAAGCCGAGGCCGCGGAGCAGGAGCGCAAGCGGCGGGAGGCCCAGGCAGCAGCCGAGGCCGAGCGCAAGCGGCAGCAGCAGCAGCAACAGCAGAAGGAGGAGGAAGAGCGGCUGCGGAGGGAGCGCGAGCAGCGUGAGCGGGACGAGGAGGAACAGCGCCGCGCGCGCGAGGAGCGGGAGCGGGCCGAGCGCGAAGAGGCCGAAGCCGAGGCCGAGCGAAAGAAGAAAGAGGCCGAGGCCGAGGCCGAGGCGGAUCGGAAGAGGAAGGAGGCCGAGGCCGAGGCCGAGCGGAAGAGGAAAGAGGCGGAGGCGGAGGCCGAGCGGGUCAAAAAGGAGCGGCUGGAGAAGCUCAGGCGGGAAAGGGAGGAGCGCGAGGCGAGGGAGAAGGAGCGGCUCGAGCGGGAGAAGCGCGAGCGGGAGGAGCGCGAGAGGCGGGAGCGCGAGGAGCGGGAGAAGCGCGAGCGGGAGGAGAGGGAGAGGAGGGAGCGGGAGGAGCGCGAGCGCAAGGAACGCGAGGAGAAGCUGAAGAGGGAGCGCGAGGAGCGCGAGCGCAGGGAGACCGCGGAGCAAGAGGAGCGCGAGCGUCGUCGCAGGGAGGAGGUGGAGCGGGAGGCGCGGCUCGAGGCUCUCCAGCGCGCUCGGGCACAGAAGGAGCGCGAGGCCCGCGAGAAGAGGGAGGAGGAGGAGCGGCUCAAGCGCGAGCGCGAGGAGCGGGAGAGGAGGGAGCGCGAGGAGCGGGCGCGGGUCGAGCGGGAGGAGAGGGAGCGCAAGCAGCGCGAGGAGGAGGAGGCCGAGCGGCGGGCCAAGGUCGAGCGCGAGCAGCGUGAGAAGGAGGAGCGCGAGAAGAGGGAGCGCGACGAGCGGGUGAGGCUGGAGCGCGAGGAGCUGGAGCGGAAGAAGCGGGAGGAGGAGGAGGAAGCGGCCAAGGCUGCCGCCGCCCAGCGGGAGAAGCAGAGAAAGGAGGCCGAGGAGAAGGCCCGGAGGGAGAGGGAGGAGAAGGAAAAGGCGGAGAGGGAGGAGGCGGAGGCGAAGCAGAGAAGCCUCGCGGCAGCCCAGGACAACGCGAAGGAGAAGGAGGAGAAGGAGAAGGCCAAGAUCGAGGCGGACAGGCUGCGGCUGCUGCGUCUGGAGAAGGAGAAGAAGGCGCGCGAGGAGCGGUGGUCCCAGCGCCCCGCCGCCGGCGCGGCUGCGGUCACCUCCACCAACCCGCGCGCCUCGGCUUACCAGGCCGCCAUCGCCGCCUCCGCCGCCUUCGAGCCGCCCAAGCCCAAGGAUAACACCACCGCUGGCGGCAGCAGCCCGCAGACACAGCGGAUGUCGAUCCACCAGCGGGCGUCGAUGUACCAGGCCGCGGCCGCGGGCGGUGGCCCGGUGGUCGAGCCGCCGAAGGACAGCGCGCAGCCGGACUGGAAGGCCAAGCUGGAGCGGAUGAAGAAGGAGCGGCUGGAGCGCGAGCAGAAGGACCGGGCCGAGCGCGACCGGCUCAACGCGCAGCGGCUCGAGCGGGAGGCGCGGGAGAAGCGCGAGAGGGAGGAGAGGGCGCGCGAGGAGGAGCGCGAGAGGCGCGAGAGGGAGGAGAGGGAGCGGCGGGCGCGCGAGGAGGCGGAGCGCGUGCGGCGCGAGGAGGAGGCGCGCAUGGUAGAGGAGAAGCGUCGGCUGCUCGAAGAGGAGCAGAAGCUGAUGGAGGAGGAGGCGCGGCUGCUCAAGGAGGCCGAGGAGCGCGAGCAGCAGGAGCGGAGCGAGGAGGAGGCGCUGUGGGCCGAGAUCGAGAAGCGGGUGCUGGCCGAGCUCGAGGAGGAGCGCGAGCGCAAGCAGCGCGAGCGCGAUCAAAAGGAGAGCGAGCGGCGCGACGAGGAGCAGCGCGCGCGUGACCUGCGCGACAAGCAGUCGCAGGAGGCUCGGGCGCGGCUCUCGCAGGCCGACCGCGAGCAGCUCGAGGCCAAGGAGCGCCUGGCCCGCGAGGCCGCCGAGCGCGAGCGCGAGAUGGAGCGCAUCGAGCGCGAGGAGGAGGAGCGCCUGCGCCGCGAGGAGGAAGAGGUCCUGCGCCUCGAGGAGGAGCUGCUCCGUGAACAGGAGCAGGAAAUGGCGGUGGCUGCCGGUGGCGCCGGCGCCGUGGCCGUCGCGGCGGCUGCGGGCGGCGGUCGUCCGCCCGUGCCGAGCCAAAAGCUGCCGGCGCUGCCCACGACGAUGAGCAGUGAUGGGGAGGCCGAAUCGGUGGAGCUGGAAGGCUACCUGUGGAAGAAGGGCGACCUGGGGGCCAUCAAGACCUGGAAGAAGCGGUGGUUCUAUCAUCACAAGGGGCGCCUCUUCUACUACAACGAACGCCCGCCUGCCGGGAUGAAAUCGGCGACGGCCAACGGAUUCAUUCCGCUGGCGGACGUGGAGGUGAUCGACGUGAUCAAGGGCAAGAAGGGCGGCUUCCAGCUCAAGACCCUGGAGCGCACCUACCUUCUCCAGGCCGACAGCGACGACACGCGUGGGCAUUGGAUGGCGCAGCUGAGGGGCAUCAUCGCAAAGCUCAAGGCGACCUCCGCGGCCGACGCCGACCGCCCGGCAUUCGAGGACCGCCGAACCGGCUCCGUCAUCUCGCGCAAAGACGUCGACAAAAAGGAGGGCUACCUCGCCGAGAAGACGCUGUGGGGCUUCAAGAAACGCUACUGCGUGCUCAAGGACGGCAUUCUCUUCGUCUUCACCGACAAGGGCCGCCCGGUGAAGAUCCCGCUGUACGAUUCGGAGUUGACCGAGUAUGCGGACAAGGAGAACUGCUUCCAGGUGACCCACUCCAAGAGCGUCGUCAUCGUGCUCCAGGCCGACGAUGAACUCAUCAUGCACGAGUGGUGCAAUGCGAUUGUGAAGCAAAAGUUCGUGAUCGAGUUGGCCAUCAACUCCAUCGCCAUGUGA